Messenger RNA from Panthera uncia (snow leopard), 14884 nucleotides. It is a transcript of the gene MOSPD1, whose product is annotated as motile sperm domain containing 1. Gene Ontology annotation, cellular component: cytoplasm. The record is from RefSeq and is a predicted model, not a curated record. Bases 11295 to 11966 code for a protein of 223 amino acids. NCBI's taxonomy places the organism in Eukaryota, Metazoa, Chordata, Mammalia, Carnivora, Felidae. The transcript has 5 exons.
CUCCCGUCCCGUCACCCACUUCCUCCGACUUCGGGAAGACGUGGAAGUUACGUUGGCGCGAGACCCCGCGCAAAGAAUGAGCCGUACCCAACCCCCGGGUUUGGCUCUGCGACUGACGGCGGGGCUCCGCGGCGCCGGGAUGCGGGUGGGAGGUGGGAGCGGGCAGAUGGAGUCCUUUCUGCCCCUUCUCUGACUGUCAGCUGCCCGGCCGCCCGCGGAUCCCGGCUCCGGGGUCGGGCCGGCCCGUGUGUGCCUUUUUCGUGCCCGGGCGGAGGCAGCAGGCUCGGGAUCCUCCCGGUGCCUGCCCGGCAGAGUUCGGUUGCCCCGGGGAUGCGACUCCAGGGACAACUCUUUGGCGGAUGUUUCGAGGAGGACUGCGGGAGGGAGGUUGACUCCCCAUUCGGGGUGACACCGACCUCGCCCUAACUCCUCCUUCCCCCCACCCAGUCGGUCCCCCCCGGCGAGCAACUGGAAGGAAAUCGAUGGGGCCGGAGCGAGGCGUCCCGGGAUGGCCGGAGGGAGGUGAAAGUGGGGUGGCGAGGCAGGGAGGGAGAGCGAACGCCUUCGUGGAAUAGUGACGGGGGGCGGUAGUGGAAGGGGUACGUGGCCUGCAUCCGUCCCCUUUCCUGGACCUCCGCACGGAUCCUGAUGGUUGCACCAGCUGCUCGGCUGUAAACAGGCUCACAUGACCGGUUUCACAUGGAGCCGGCCGGUGUGGGGACGAAGGCUGGAAAGGCUGGGCCCCAGUCAGGUGGAGCUGAAGUCCUAGAACGGACCGUUUGAUACUCCCUCUCCUGCCCUCCAGCCCUUAAUCAAUGUUCUGCGGUUUCGAAGUAACUGACAUCUGCCCUCUCCGGACCGAAGUUGCAUUUCUGCCCGAGUAGAGUCUAAGAGACCUCACAGCGGGGAGCGAGAGGGCAAAUAAUAAAAACGGUCCCGAUUGUUGACCUCUGAGGGGAAUCAGAGAUGGACGCAGACCUGGAAAAUGGGAUCCUUUGGAUCUUGCCUAAAAAGCAGCCCUGUUCUAUCGGAAUGCAUUGCGUUCUUAAUGUGAAUUCCAGACAGAAGGGGAAAAGUCUACUUUUUCAGCCAGGGCACACCUGGAAUUUAAUACAUUCUUGAUGAUGAAAACCGUGUCCACAUUUCCUUUAAGUGCUUGGAAAUCUGCCUGUAAAAUGCUAUAUACAGGAUACUGACCAGGGAGUGAACACCAACUUUUAGAUUACAUACAUAUUUGAUAGAAAGCAGUGGGAAGUUUGGAAAACAGGAAACGGGGCCAAAAUGUGCCUUUCAAGUUGUUCACGUCUACAUACCCAAACGGCAUACAAGAUCAAACUAGUUUCUGAAGCAUUUCUAGAGCUCUCAAAAAUACCAGGUUUACUCAAAUACCAGGAUGUUGGAAAAUCUGGAGUUUCUCAAAUCUGUAAGGGGUAGUGGUGAUAGAUUCCCUUUACAUGUAAUAUGUAAUUGGAUGUAAUGGACAACAUUCAGUGCAAAGUUACCCCUUUGUAGGCAAAGACAGAAAACAGAACAGAUAGCUUAUAAAAGAAUGCAUGUUUCUCUCCUUGAAUUGUUCAUGCACAUUUUCUUCCCCAAUUUUUAAUUUUUUAAUUUUUUUCGCCUGAAGUUUUGACAUUUAACUCUAGUUUCUGAAAACGAGAAACUACAAGAAAAGCUUCCCCAUCCUCUAAUGGCCCAAUAAAGUAAGUAAUUUGCUACUCUUCAUUUUCUGUUUUUAAAACGUUUAAGAUGGAAAAUAGAGGAAUUUUAAAUGUUGUCUAAAAUUUAAAUGAACCGAUUAUCCAUCCGUGUUGCUCUGAAUCUUGUUUUGCCACCUUGUAGUAUUCUGGAAAAGCUUGCCCUACAAUAAAUAGAUGAAGUGAUUUGCUCUUUGAGGCCCUCUGUUUCCUCAUCUAUAGUAUGAAAGUUUUGUUUUAAUCUCCAGGGUGCCUGAUUGCUCUCAACUUCCAUAAAACAGUGCAGUUUUUGAUCGGGAACUAUUCUUGGACAAAAUAAGUUGGUCAAAUAAGCCAAGAUAUUGAUAUCAGCUGGAAAACAUACAGUACAUAAUGAGAGGUAUCCAGAGUCCUAGUAGAAAUAGGAAUUGUGCUUAAAUUCUCAUUAGGUAAAUUAGCCAUGUGGGUUGUCCCUCUCACCUCUCGAUCAGGAAAUGGAAGAUUUAGCCUCAGCUAAAUCCUGCCUCCAAAGUUAGAAAUAACAGGUACACCCGACUUUCUUGACCUUCCGGGCAUAGUACAAAGUGAUUCUUUCAUUCAUUCCAGCUUCUUCCUGAAUUAAGUGGACUGUGUGAUCAGUGAUGAAGUUAGGAUGAAAAGAAGGCUCUAGCAGGGUCUCACCUCGUCCGUGCCUUGGUUGGUUCGAUCACCGGAACCGAUGCCUAUUUUCAGCUUUUCAGCGCUUGAAAUUUAAUUUUGCCAGCACAUCCAGAAAUUGUCAGUCAGUCUCAAGGAUUGGAUUCACACUAACCAAACUCACAAAAGAUUUUUAUGUUACUAUGAAUGCCAGUUUACUGACUUCCAGUGAGAAGUCAAACUGCCCAGCUGACCGGAAGACUCGUGUGGAAGCCAGGGCACCGUUUGUUUUUGACCCUGGAAACACAGACAUUGUGCUCCACCUCCCCUUUUGCUAGGGACCGCGUGGAACACUUUCAGGAAACGCCUAGUGAGUGGUUGAUACCUCCGGCAAGGCUGCAGCUUUUAUCUAAAAACCAUUUCAGUCACACCUUUGUAUGGAUAUAUCCUCGGCACCUGAUUGAAUCUGGGCCACCCGUAAAAGAUCUCUAAACUCUGUUUCCUCCCCAUUCCUCCUGCCUUCAUCUGGGCCCUCGUCUCUUCAUGUCACAUUUAUUCAAGCGUCGUUUGUAUUUUCCUGUAACUACUCAGGAGUUGGGGGCCGUGCUUGCCCCGGUGGCGGCGGCAACUGGUGUUCCUGCUUGAGAUCUUAUCCAGGCAGUUCUCUGCUCCAAACCCGUCAGAGCAUCUUCUCAUCGCCUGCAGCGUGGUUCUCCAAGCGCCGCCUGCGUCAGAAUCAUCCGGAGGGCUUGUGAAAGCGCAGAUGACCGGGCCCCACCUCCAGAGCUUCUGGGUCAGUAGGUCUAGCUUGGGACCCAAGAAUUUGCCUUGUUAACGAGAUCCCGGGUGAAGCUGCUGCCGGUCCAGUACCACAUGUUGACAACCACGGGCAUCCAGGAUCAAGUCUACACCCCCGAACGUGGCUUACAGGAUUUUUCACCAUCCCUUGCCACUCCCCCAUACAUGCUAUUUUUUAACCACACGCAGUGCCAGAGCUUCAUCUUAAGAGUCCCUUUCGUGCUUCGACACAUGUUCUUCCGGGAACUCACCCCCCUCUCCACUCCCACUGCAAACUCCUAUUUAAGGCACACCGUCACUUUCUUUAGGCCCCUAGAGCUUUUUAAUCCACCAGCAUUUUAACACGGUCACAUGAUACCCUAAUUACUAUGUAUAUCUGGUUUUUGUGCUAGACGGAGUUUUUCGAGGGCGGAGACCAUGUUUCCAUCCUUGCUCCACCUUCCCUAGCACGGUGCCUAGCGUAUAAUAAGUGCUCAGUUAAUGGUCCUUGAAUGACUUUGUGACUCUAAAACGUUGGAGAGUGCCGUAGGUAGCAACAUAGGUAUUUCAUAUAAUGAAGUAAUUAAUGUGGAUUAAUAGGGAUUUCGCUUUGAGAAUUGCACAUACAUCUCGAAAUAACGGAAGAUCUUGAGAUCUUGUAAAACAAAGGUUGGAAAUAACUAGUUUAAGAAAAAUGUGUUUCUUUAAAAAAAUGUGUAUUCAUUUUCAAGAGAGUGUGAGCAGGGGAGGGGCAGGGGUGGGGGGGACAGGGGAUCAGAAGUGGGGUCUUGGCCGACAGCAGCGAGCCCCAUGCGGGGCUUGAACUCGCGAACCACGAGACCAUGACCUGAGCUGAAGUUGGACGCUCAACUGACUAAGCCACCCAGGCGCCCCUAAGAAAAAUAUUUUUAAAAAGAUGCUACUGGAGGGCAUCUUUAUUAUUUUUUUUAAUCUUAAAACAUACACUACUCAACUUUUACAGUGUAUAGACUGUUGUGAAGUCUUUUACUUCGGUAAGACCUCAAAGUAUGUGGAAAACCUAGAAAAUGUGUAAAAACCAAAUAGCCUAAUAUUUGUACAAUGAACCAUUUAACCUAUAGUGAACAGCACAACAGUGCCUGUGAAACACCUGACUUCAGGAAUGUACCAGCCCUUAAAAAUCCUAACAGGCAGUACUGGAAAUUUAAAGAGGAAGAGAGCCGAGUCGAUGAAAUGGGAAGGAAGAAGCGGUUUUAACACUGGCGAGACUAGAGCAAAAGAACUUAUUGCUCUUAACUGUUUAGUAUUUAGCUGGCCACUGGCAGGCCUGCACCAAAUAUGGCAGAAGGAGAUAGUUCCUGUGCCCAGAUAAAAGGGAGCGGGCCCAGGGGUGGAGCCAGAACCCUAAUCAGAGUAAACACGAGAGCCGGAGAGAGGGGGUCGGUAGCUGGUACACUGGAGCCAAGCAGACGGGUCACUUCACUUGUUUCUGGGGAAGUCUGCUUCAGGUUAUCCUUAACCGUUUCAAACCUCAACCCACUUUCUGCACAAGAAUCCCCAAGGGCCACUUACUCCAUUUGAUUUUCUCGCAGCCUCCCGUUUCCCCCCAAAAGGGGGGGGGUGCAAAUGACACUAUGCCUUUAAAGUGGUUUCUGUUUGCAAUCUCCAUUUUGAGUCUGUAGUGGGCAAAGGUUUGGAAAUUCCCACUUCUCUCCGAGUCUUCUCUUUUCCUUCUGGUCAAUCGAAAGGGAGGAAAACAGAAAAAAAAGAAAAAAUCACACUGUGGGGGGUGCCGGUCUCCCUGGACUGAUAGUGGAGAGUGUGUGAGGACUUAUGUGUUUAGACUUUUGUGUGUGUGUGUGUGUGUGUGUGUGUGUGUGUGUGUGAGAGAGAGAGAGAGAGAGAGAGAGAGAGAGAGACAGACAGAGGGAGGGAGAGAGAGUAGUUUACAAACUGGUCACAAGGUGGUGUACAGACAUCGGAUUUUCUUUCAGAUUUUCAUUCAUGGUUGUAUCCCUGUGCCUUUGUACAGAGGAAAAGGACAAGGCCGUUCGUGCAUCGCCAGCUGCCAGCUGCACUGUCUCCCAGUAAGGCUGGGGCUCUUCGGGAACCUAGGCGGCCACUGAGGAGCCAGGGCUGAUGACAAGGGAGAGGGGCAGGAGAGCGGGCGGGAGGUGUGGGGAGAGACAGCUGGGAGCGCGCGUUCUCUGUUCUCUCACCUGAACCCCUGGCAAGCAGCCACCAUAGAUUUACUGCUCCCUUAACUGGGAUCCUUUCCGUCUUUUAUGGAUAAAGUGCGCUCAGCUAUGAGGUACAGGAAUGUUCCUUGAUGGGGGAGACUGUUAUCAGUAGACGCCCGUAGGCAAAGCUGCUAAGUGCCCGAGGUUGGGUCCAUGUAGGAUGCCCCCAAACCCAAACCGACAAAAAACCCACAGAAACACGAUAUGGCAUUAUGCUUGAAGUCUGGGCCGUCAGAAGUAAUCCACACAAAGCCAAUGUCAGGAUAUGCCACGAAUACAGUAAGUACAGUAAAAGAUCACGUGACAAAAUUAGUGAGAUCUGUAUAGAUCAGGGACAUAGAGGGGAGACCACAAAGGGGAAAUCUGAAGUAGGCUUUGAAGAAGGCAGAACAUUUUGGUGUCCAGAGAGGAAGAAUAAAAUGAACCUUGGGUACCCAUGCCCUAGUGAAUAGCUACCGACAGCCGUAACUGUUCUUUCAUAACCCGGAAAAGAACGCGUGCUCAACUUAGUAAGUGAAAUCGGCUCUCAGUUUCUUUGUAAAACUGAAAAGGAAACACACACAUCAGGACUUGAAUUUGGGAUCCUCCUUUUGAGAGCUCUUCUCUCCUGGAAAAGCAGGGAGAUUUUGUAGAGAUGAGGGCACGUGUGACAGUGAGCACACCGGAGGCAGGACUUUGGGAAUGAGACCCAGAGGAGAUGGUUACUGUACAGGGAAGUGUGGGUCUGGAGACCAGAGAUUCGCCACCAGUACCCUGUGCAACCUCGGGUAAGUCCCUUAACUCUCCUGGGCGUGCUCUCCUCUUGGGUCAAAUGAGAAGGGCUGAGAGCUAACGUUCUUUGACUUGGUGUGUCUUUGAUUUGGGGAAAGCGACCUCCUCAACCGAUCUGUAGUGAGGUUUUUACCGGCUUUAGUAUAUCAUCUCUCCCCAGAAUUUUUGCACUUUAUCAUUUUGCGAUAUGGACAGAAGCAAAGAGAAAGCGUUAGUCUCUGGAAAACCAUCAGUUAGAGGCGGGUGUUAGGCUUCAUUAUGUUUGUUGGCAAAGUCUCUAACGUUGCCCUUGGUGACCUGGUGCUAAUUCCUCUCCGGUUUCCAUUGGUUGGAGUUCGGGAGGCAAUUUAUAUCUUAGCCAAGGUACGUGCGAAAUGGGAACGGGGCUACAAAAAAGAAAUAAUAAAGUGCUAAAGCCAACGAAACACUUCUUUCUUUAAUGGUGACUGGGGGAUGGACAGCCUAUUCAUAAUUCAUGGGAAAAGGUGUACGUAUCCAACUCGUAGAGAGAAAGUUUCAAAAUGAGAAGGAUAAGAAUUCUGAGCCAUUAUGGAGAGCUAGCAAAACUUGCACUCCGACGUAUGCCAGUGAACCUCCCCCUAGGGUUAGAAGCAAGAGUUUAGUGCUUGUUCUGUGUGGUUAACUCUGACUUCCCAGUCAGAUUUAUAAAGCGUGUCCUACUCCUGUGUAACAGAACAUUGCACGUUUUCCUCAGGCUGCCAGCCAUCUUAAACCUUUGUUUUUCUCACUGUGAUGUGUUUCUGUUGCAUAUAAAAUUAUUUUAGGGCCUCCUGGAUGGCUCAGUCGGUUGAGCGUCCGACUUCGGCUCAGGUCAUGAUCUCGCAGUCUGUGAGUUCGAGCCUCGCGUCGGGCUCUGUGCUGACAGCUCGGAGCCUGGAGCCUGUUUCAGAUUCUAUGUCUCCCUCUCUCUCUGCCCCUCCCCCGCUCAUGCUCUGUCUCUGUCAAAAAAUAAACAUCAAAAAAAAUUUAAAAAAAUUAUUUUAAAGAAUUGCAGUCGUUGUAUUUAACAGUUGAGGUCUUUCAGUGUUAUUAAAGGAUCAUGAAUUGGAAAAUGCAAUUAACAGAGAUUUGUCACACAUUGUUUCUAAAUUCCUUCUUGAGUUUCAACACUGGCACCUCUUCCGAAUUAGGCCCUGGUAUAGUGGUUGUUUAAUUCGAGUUUUAAUUUAAUUUAAUAUAACUUAAUCUAAUUUUCUUUUAUUUAUUUUUUAUUUUAGGGAGAGAGUGAGCACACUCAGGGCAGAGGGAGGAAGGGACCGAGAGAGAGAGAGAGAGGGACAGAGAGAGGCAGAGAGAGAGAGAGAGAGACAGAGAGAAGGAGAAUGAGAAUGAAUGACUCUCAGGCAGGUUCCAUGCUCAGUGCAGAGCCUGAUGUGGGGCUCAGUCCCGCAAUCCUGGGAUCGUGACCUGAGCUGAAAUCAAGAGUCGGAUGCUUAACCGACUGAGCCACCCAGGCGCCCCCUCAAAUUUUUGUUUUAAACUUUUGAAUAGGUAUUCAAGGGUUCAGAAUUCAAAAGGUACAAAAAGUCAUCCAGAGAAAACUUCCCCUCCAACCCUGUCCCCAGCCACUCAGUUUGUCUCUCCAGGGGCCGCCCUGGCUAUCCUUCCACAGAUACUUGACCCAUGGCCAGGAACUGUCCCUCUACCACACAAGCGGCAGCAUACUGUAUACUCUGCAUCAUGCCUUGCUUUCCCCACCUAACACUACCCUUGAAGAUCAGUCCAUAUCCACACCACACAAAGAGCUUUCUCCUCUUUUUUUAAAAAGUUUUUUUUAAUGUUUAUUUAUUUUUGAGAGACAGAGUGCGAGCAGGGGAGGGGCAGAGAGAGAGGGAGACGCAGAAUCCGAAGCAGGCUCUGGGCUCUGAGCUGUCAGCACAGAACCUGACGUGAGGCUAGAACUCAGGGACCGUGAGAUCACGACCUGAGCCGACGUUGGACGCUUAACCGACUGAGCCACCCAGGCGCCCCAAGAGCUGCCUCUUCUUGACAGAUGCCUCGUAUCCCAAUGAUUGGCUGUAUCAUACUUUAUUUUAUGAAUCCCCUAUUAAUGGACAGUUGGGCUGUUUCCAGUCUUUUACUAUUGACGAUAGCUAGCCCUUAUUGAGUGUUGGGCUUUGUUCUGUGUGCUUCACAUAAAUUAUUUAAUCCUCAGUACUGAGGAUUAAAAAACCUCCACAUGCAUAAUUUCACACAAGAGGAAUAUUUAUGGUGGAUAAAUUCCUAGAAGCAGAGUCUCUAGCACCAAGGACAUGUGCGUUCAUUUUUUACCAGCUAUAGUCAGUGAGCCAGUUUAUAGCCCUGUCAGCAAUGUUAAGAGCGUGCCUGGUUGCUUCCACCAUGUGCUAUCAAACUUUUUAAAAAAUAUUUUUUAAAUGUUUAUUUAUUUAUUUUGAAGGAAAGAGCGAGACAGCAUGUAUGCACGAGCAGGGGAGGGGCAGAGAGAGGGAGAGAGGAUCCCAAGCAGGCUCUGCGCUACCAGCAGCGUGGGAUUGAGCCCCGCAUCGGGGAUCGUGAGAUCGUGACCUGAGCCGAAAUCAAGAGUCAGAUCCUUAACUGACUGAGCUACCCAGGCACCCCUCAAACUUUUUGAUUUUUGCCAAUCUGACAAGUAAUAACAUGUGUUUCAGUAUAGCUUUAGUUUGUAUUUCUCUUGUGAGUGAAGUUACAUGGCCUUUGGUAAGUUUAAAAACAAUUUGUAUCUUUCUUUCUUUCUUUCUUUCUUUCUUUCUUUCUUUCUUUCGAGAGGGCUCAAUUAAGUGAGGGGCAGAGAGAGAAAAGAGGGAGAGACAGAAGCAGGGCUCACCCAAAGUGGGGCUUGUGUUCACCUGACGUGGGACUCGAACUCCUGAAUUAUGAGAUCAUAACCUGAGCUGAAAUCAGAUGCUUAACAGACUGAGCCACCCAGCACCCAGUAUGUCAGUUUCUAUAAAAUAUUGUAGCAUUUGCUCAUUUUUAUAGAGUGCUUUUUCAUAGUGAUUUAUAUUUCCUCUACAUACAGUAGGGGAGUUAGACAUGGCCUGUGAUUGAAAAUGUUCUUUUGGCUUCGCUUAAAAGUUUUCUUGUCUUGCAGUGUUUUAAGAGUUUUUAUAUAGUUGAAUUUAUCAAUAUAUUUUGGUUUCUGGUUGUUAGAAAGCCUCAGAUUAUAUAAAAAAAAAUGACCCAUGGUUUCUGGUGUUUUAUGGUUUUAUUUUUCUACAUUUAAAACUUGGAUCCAUUUGGAAUUUACCCUAAUAAAAUUUUAGAAUUUUACAAGGUGUUAGGAAUAAAUUCAACUAUUUUCCUCCCCCUAGUUGGAUUCCUGGUUUUACCAACAUUUAUCGACUAACCUAUUUUCCAUAAAUCAGAUGCCAUCCCACCUUUUACCAUAAGCGAAAUUCUCAUCCUAACAUAGUUUCAGAAUGAGAUGUUGAAUAUUAUUUAGUGAGGGCAAACUUGUUUGUUCUGUUUCUAAUAGCCAAGCUUACUAAGCAAGUAAUAGAGCUAACUAUUUUCUGUCAAAAACAAUAUGCCAGACUUCUGAGAGCACAUUAUCCAAAUAGAAAUGUGUAUGGCUCUUAGCAGACAGAAAAGUCGUGAAAGAAAAGACAGAAAGUCGUGGCAAAUAAAAACUCAAAAUUAGAAUGAUUUCACCAGAUGUUCUUCAGGAUGAUCUUACUUUUAUUGUACUACAACGGGCAGUUUGGUAGAGUGGAGACGCCGGACUGAGGGCAGGAGGCCUGCUGACUUUAUUGUCUCUGUCUAGUCUCUUCCUCAUCUAAUAACCCCAGCAAACACUUAGAACAUUGCCUGGCCUACAGUAAGUGCUGAAAGCAUUGCAUGUAUUAAUUAAUUCAGUAUGUGUCAUUAAUAAAAAGUUUGUAAUGUGUUAUGAAUUAUACACACAUUAAAUGUUAUUACUGAUAGAAAUGUCAAUAGGCCCUUUCAGCUUGGUCAAAAAAAACCCAAACCCAAAACCAACCCACAGCUGUCAUGAGCUACAUGUGUGCCACAAAGUGUAAGGAUAAGAAGUCAAAUGAUGAUCCGGGAAAGCUGGGAGAUUAUGACCUUCCCAGUGUUGUCCCUCACCUCCACAUUUCUGUGACUUGGCAUAGGCCGUUCCCUAGGUCAGAGAGCCUUUCCUACCUGUGGCCCCCACCCUCCCCCCAGACACAGAAGUAUAUAUCUUUUUUUUCUUUAGGAACUACCUCAAAUGCCGUCCCUCGGCCCCUCUUCCAGGUAGACUAGUUCAGGCAGUCUUGUAAAAGCCUAGCACUUUUAUAUAGAGUGGUAUGCCUCAUGACAGGGGUAGAUUAAAUAUUGUCCCACCAGUUAGACUCGAGUCUUUUGAGGUCAGGGCCCUCUGUGUAUCUCUGCACAGCUCCUGACAUAGUUGCUGGCUUAUAACAGGUGUUCAACUGAAAGGAAAGAAUAAAAACGUGUAUCCAUGAUUACACAGUAUCUUCCUUGAUAAAAGUUAGAAAGGCCUCAGGCAGAAUCAGCACACAGGCCCCUGAUAGCGGGUAAAACCAAACACCUUAAUCUUCUGUUCCGUUUCUCUUUGACUGUGUGGGAACCUGAACACAAAGUAUUAAGUGGUUUAUGGCCUAUUUUAAAGGUAUGCUCUACCGAGUGAAAAAUCAGACAUUUCCCGUGAUCGCAUUGUUCCAGCUUGUGCAUUUUCAAAAGCCAUAUUCUUAGGAUGGUAGCUAAACGGAACGUUGUUGAUUAAAAUUAGCCUGAGAAGUAAACACAGAAACAUCACACACACCAGGCCGUCAGACUUCUGCCAGCCACAACUAUUCAGAACAUCCUCGAGAACCCCAGAAGGAAUCCAAAAGGUCUCUAAGUUGGAAGCAAAUAGUUCUCACGAAGCCUGUGUACUUGACGUAGGAGGGGAGGCACAGUGUCACUUGCGUGCCACAGCCUAUUUACUGACUUUGAAUUUUCAUAGAAGACUCCCAAGGACUCCUUAAUAAGUCUGGAUAUUCAGCUUCCUUUCAAGACAUUUUUGCUUGUCUUGGGUUUUCGGUAGAAAAAAGAUGAAAAGAACUCUUCCACCCAUGCGGCCAGAAAGCACUAACUAAAGCAUGGUUGAAAUGAGUGUGAAAAUUGCCAAAAUGCUUUGGAGUUUUUAACUAACUGACUUAAGAAAAGUCCAAAAUAGAUUUGAGACUGUAAAAACAGAAGCUGCAGCAAGGGGGAUUCAGUGCCAAUGCAUCAACAAAAAAGACAGCCAGAGUUAGUGGAAGGAAAUCUUCCUGUUUUUGUGUUUCCCACGGAGCUAAUAUUUUAUGCAGAUGACCAGUCAACACAUAAGCAAGUGUUGACUCUGUAUAAUCCCUAUGAGUUUGCCUUAAAGUUCAAAGUUUUGUGUACUACUCCAAAUAAGUAUGUUGUCGUCGAUGCUGCAGGUGCAGUCAAGCCUCAGUGUUGUGUGGAUAUUGUGAUUCGUCAUAGAGACGUUCGAUCCUGUCACUAUGGUGUAACGGACAAAUUCCGUCUCCAAGUUUCCGAGCAAAGCCAGAGGAAGGCUUUAGGAAGGAAAGAGGUUGUGGCUACUCUUCUCCCAUCUGCAAAAGAACAACAAAAGGAAGAAGAGGAAAAAAGGAUAAAGGAACAUUUAACUGAAAGUUUAUUUUUUGAGCAGUCCUUUCAACCAGAAAACAGAACUGUCUCUUCAGGACCUAGUUUACUAACUGUCUUCCUGGGAGUGGUGUGCAUUGCGGCUUUGAUGCUUCCUACGCUGGGGGAUGUGGAAUCGCUGGUGCCUCUCUACCUCCACUUAAGUGUGAAUCAAAAAUUAGUGGCUGCUUAUAUCUUAGGUAAGUGUUUGGAGGAUGCAUUUGGGUCCCAUGUGUGGGCUCAGAGGUGGCGGUGGUGCUGACACCUGUUUAAUUUUUUUUUUUUUUUUUUAGAAAAACAGGUAAGAUUGCUUCAAAAGCAUGUGUUGAGGUGUUGAGGUAAUGUGCACUUUAAGAUUUAAUUUUUGGCUUUCACUGAGUUCUUUUUUUUUUGAAGGUCAUUUAUUUAAGUAAUCUCUACACCCAACGUGGGGCUCGAACUCAUGACCCCAAGAUCAGGAGUCGCCCGCUCUUGUGACUGAGCCAGCCAGGUGCCCCUACAAUUAGUUCUUUGUAGCCUAUUGAUCUAGUACCUAAUACUGUAUUCAGUUAUCUUCAUUUUGCUGACUUUCAAUGGUAUAAGACAUGUAAAAGAUGUAAAAUGCAUAUAUUCCACGAUCCAGCAUUUCUACUUCUAGGGAUUGUAGGGAAUCACCUCGACGUAGUGCAUACAGUGACCUAGGUGAACACUGCAGCCUUGUUGAACCUCGUGAGCCUUUCUCUUUAAGCCCGUUCCCAUAUUUCCUGUUAAAUUAUUCUUUCAGCCAUCCUAGCUUGAAAUCUUAUAAUUACCUUAACCGAACAGGUACUCAGUACCUGCCAUGUGUCAGGGAUCAGGGUUCUGGUGAUGACAGACCCUGUCUUCGUAGUCUCCCGGCACCUCUUCUGAGACGCCAAGUCAUCAGUAUUCUUUCAGUGUUCCUUGGAAUGCUCUUUUUUUUUUUUUUUUUUAAUUUUUAAAAAAAUUUUUUAGAGAGUACAGGUGAGCAGCGGGUAGGGCAGGGAGAGAGAGAGAGAAUCCUAGGCAGACUCCAUGCUCAGUAUGGAACCCGGUGCGGGGCUUGAUCCUACAGCCCUGGGAUCGUGACCUGAGCUGAAAUCAAGAGUCGGAUGGACGCUCAGCCGACUGAGUCACCCAGGCGCCCCCUUGUCUCUUUUUUUUUUAAUUGAAAAAUUGUCUUCUAAAUAUGACCCCCUACCUUCUGUCUGUGUCCCUUCUCUUCCUAUUCUCCCCCCACACACACACCCUUGCCCUUUAUUUUCUCCCAAAUGCUCCAUCACAUUGCUGUUAGACCGAUGUCCCUUCUGGUCUGGUUUUACGGACACCACUCCCUACUGAGGAGCCUUCAGUGGUUCCCCAAGUCCAUAGGAAGAAGUAGGAGUCCACAGUUUGGCAUCUAAGGCUCUCCACACUCUGUGACUUCUUUGAGCUAAUCUUGUCUAGCUGAUUCCCUGUAUAAAUCCUGGAUCGGAGCCUGUCGGAUUAUUUAUUGAUUCCCCGAAAAGCUCAUUCUGAGAGUCUGCUCGCUCUUGCCAUCUUCCCUCACCUGAAAUGCCCGCCGAUCGCAUUCUCCUUUAUCAUUCCUGUCAGUCUUUUAGGCUUAUUUCAGCUUUACCUUUUGGGGCACCUUUUCUGACUGCCCUGGUCCUACGCAAUUAUUCUCCUUCUCUGUACUUUUUUUCCUUAGGCCACUUAUUUAGGACUGAGCAUAUUCUUCUGUUAUUACAUUUUUAUGGUUUUACGUAUGGAGUCUCUUCAAAAGAGGCCAAACAGGAAUACUAUGCUUCCGUCUCUUUGUGGUCCUAGAGCCCCGGGAUGGGCUCGGAAUGUGUUUGUCGAUGAAGUUGGCGGGCUUUACUGAUACUUGAAAAUGCUGUGUCUGCUAUGUGACUGGAUAAAGCGGGAGGUAUAUUUGAUGGUUAAAAAAUUAGCUAUGGCCAGACAUUAGUGAUUUAAUUAAAUCUGUCCAGUGACUGCCCAUUGCUAUAAAUUGGAUUUCUUCUGUAUAAUAUCAGCUGUUCACAGACUUUGAAUUCUUGGUAGAGUGCCUGUCCAUGUGCUGUCUUUUAUUUGCUCAUUGGGGCCUAAACAAUUACUUAGUGAAUGGAAGAUUUUGUAAAAUGCACGGCUUUAACUUUUCUUCAAUUUUUUUCUUUCAGGUCUUAUCACAAUGGCCAUACUUAGAACAUGAGCAAGGAAUUCAGUUGACUUCUGAAGUAAAUUUAUCUUGCAAAUAUGAAUGUGGACUGCCUUUUAUCUCUUUCACUCCAUUAACAUGCUACAAACUAUUGAGUGAUUUACAAUAAUUGCAAAUGUAUAAUUGCAAACGUAUAAUAUAUAUUUUAAAUUACUCUAUAAUUUUAUUUGAAGGACUCUAGCACAUUAUGAUACAGACAGCAAGGAUGCCUCAAUUACGCCUAGGAAAUUAUUUGAAAAAAUUCUUUUUAUAUCUAAACCGAUUAUGCAAAAGACUUUAACCAUCUGUUAUUUUCUCAUCUUUUUUUCUAAUUUACUCUGAUUAAGGUCGUAUGUCCUUCACAGUUAAAGGCCUGAAAGAGCAAACUGACCAGCUUAAAUGUAAAAUGACAUUUCCUAACUACAAACAUCAAUGUUCCUAUGUAAAUUAUACCUUGUCCUCUCAUUAUAAACAGUUGCCAUGGUGUUUCUAAAAUAAGUUUCACAGUUAAUGUGUGGAGGGCACCAAGAGAAAAAGCAUAAAGUGCUGAGGGAUCAUGCUUAUCCUAUCCUAGGAUCUCACAGGAGACCAGACAUACUUCAUUCAUCUGGUGAACUACAGCACAGGUUGUGGUCCAGACACAAAGCAUGUGGGGGUUUUUUGCAACCCUCAGAAUUAGGGUGACUUCUCUAUUUGGCCUAAGAAGUCUAAAGGAAGGUAGGCAUUUGUUUAGUUAAUUGGUUCACCCUGGCUUUACCUCUGGAUAAUGCUUUCUGUCAACAGGAGGAAAAAAAUCACUUUAUCAUUUCUUCCUAGCCCUUUGCCUGACUGUAAGCAACUAGCCCGGUCUGGGGUUAUCAGAUGCCGGGUGGUUUACACGGAGAUGUUUUUCACCUUUAAACUCCAAGCCAAGUAUACAAAAUCCUUGAUACGUGUCUAUUUUAUAACAGUCACGGAGAUAUUUUUUAAGUUUGUAUUUAUUAAAACAACUUUACCAAAAAAAA